CUUCCUUUAGUCGUCAAAUAUUCGCUAUGAAAAUCAAUGAAUUGAUAGUAGUAAUAAGUCUUACAGCUUUUUUUGGAGCUUCUUAUGCAAGACCGAAAUGUUUAUUCAAACCCAAAAAUGUCAAGCCUCAGUGUGCAAAGUUGAUAAGUAGUGGUUUGACAAAUAGUGAAAAACAAAAAAUAGUUAAUAAACACAACAGUCUUCGGCGAUCAACAGGAGCAAAAAAUAUGGCUCUUUUGUCUUGGGACAAUGAAUUAGCAGCCUCAGCCCAACAAUGGGCUAAUUAUUGUAAUUACAAGCACGAUCCUUGUCGUGACGUUGGACGUUAUAAAGUUGGUCAAAACUUAAAUCGUUGGGGCUCGACUAGAGAAGUCAAGAAUUGGGACGUUGAACGGCCAGUUCAAAGUUGGUAUGACGAAAUAAAGUUUUUUAAUAAAAAAGAUAUUUCGAAGUACAAGUAUGAUCCAAAGUAUGGUCAUUACUCUCAAGUCGUUUGGGCUGAAACAACGAAAAUAGGUUGCGGAGUCGUUAGAUACAAAGAUGGAAAAUUGAACCGACAAUUUUUAGUUUGUAAUUACGGACCAACCGGUAAUGUAGAAGCCAAACCAAUGUAUAAGACUUGA
Molecule: messenger RNA, 623 nt
Organism: Trichogramma pretiosum
Lineage: Eukaryota; Metazoa; Arthropoda; Insecta; Hymenoptera; Trichogrammatidae
Product: venom allergen 5-like
Exons: 5
Coding region: 27-623 (198 amino acids)
Cellular component (GO): extracellular region
Source: RefSeq, a predicted model, not a curated record